AUACACCCAGAACCAAAGAGAGAGAGGGAACAGUGAUUUAGUGAGAGAAAGAGAGUUUCUUGUGAUUGUUUAAGGGAGGGAGGGAGAGGGAUGGAGAAGAGUAGUGAUGGGUUUGUGAGGGCAGAUCAGAUUGAUCUGAAGAGCUUGGAUGAGCAACUAGAGAGACACCUACACAGAGCAUGGACUAUGGAAAAGAACAGGAAACAACAAGACUCUGACUUUGCCACCACCGCCACCGCCACCGCCACCGUCAACUACACCACCACCACAACCACCAGGCAGAGACAUGAGUGGGAGAUCGACCCUUCCAAGCUCAUCAUCAAGGGUGUCCUUGCUCGUGGCACUUUCGGCACCGUCCACCGUGGCAUCUAUGACGGCCAAGAUGUCGCCGUUAAACUGCUGGACUGGGGUGAAGAAGGCCACAGGACAGAAACUGAAAUAGCAUCACUGAGGGCUGCUUUCACACAAGAAGUUGUUGUGUGGCAUAAACUUGACCAUCCUAAUGUAACCAAGUUCAUAGGGGCAACGAUGGGCUCUUCAGAGCUAAACAUACAAACAGAAAAUGGUCACAUUGGCAUGCCAAGUAAUAUCUGUUGUGUUGUAGUGGAGUAUCUCCCUGGAGGUGCAUUAAAAUCUUACCUCAUAAAGAACAGGAGAAGAAAGCUGGCUUUCAAAGUUGUUGUCCAGAUGGCACUUGAUCUUGCAAGAGGGUUAAGUUACCUCCACUCUCAAAAAAUUGUACACAGAGAUGUAAAGACCGAAAAUAUGCUGUUAGACAAGACACGCACCGUAAAAAUAGCUGAUUUUGGGGUUGCUCGUGUUGAGGCCGCUAAUCCAAAUGACAUGACCGGGGAGACUGGGACCCUUGGCUACAUGGCUCCUGAGGUUCUCAAUGGCAACCCAUACAAUAGAAAAUGUGAUGUGUACAGUUUUGGCAUCUGCUUAUGGGAGAUAUAUUGCUGUGACAUGCCAUAUCCUGACCUUAGUUUUUCAGAAGUGACAUCAGCUGUAGUUCGUCAGAAUCUGAGGCCAGAGAUACCAAGGUGUUGCCCAAGUUCUCUGGCAAAUGUGAUGAAGCGCUGCUGGGAUGCUAACCCCGACAAGCGGCCUGAGAUGGAUGAGGUAGUUUCCAUGUUAGAGGCGAUCGACACAACAAGAGGUGGAGGUAUGAUCCCUAUUGACCAGGCUCAAGGUUGUCUCUGCUUCCACAAGUAUCGAGGGCCUUGAAACUUCUACUUUGAGCAGAUAUACAACUAGGGUAUUUUUACUUCAACAUUCAAAGGAUCAAAUUUGUACUCUUGAAGAAACAGAGAAUCGAUAUUCUCGAGUGGACAAGAUUGGCCUGGUGGCGGGUGGGUAUAGGUGGUGGGGCUACGCUAUAUUUUUCUUCGGUUGGUUGAUGUAAAGGUUUUUCUUUUUUCUCUUUUCUUCUUCAAUUUUUUUUUUCCUAUUGGUGGGAUUUUCUAUAUAUGUCUAUGGGGUUGACUUGCCAGUCUGGUGGCCUUUAUAUACUAAUAAUAGUCAUUAUUAUUACGGUUCAUAUGGUUUGUGCAGCUAAAUAGUAUGAGUAGAUGGGUGCUAUCUCUAAUACCAUCUGAUUGUGAAACCCCAUUGGUUGUACUUGUUACUUUUUUGUAUGUCAUAUUCAGAAGUCAUUUCUGGUGGAGAUGGCUUUGAACUGAUAGCUUUAGUGGUG
Ilex paraguariensis (yerba mate) is the source of this 1696-nucleotide messenger RNA. NCBI's taxonomy places the organism in Eukaryota, Viridiplantae, Streptophyta, Magnoliopsida, Aquifoliales, Aquifoliaceae. The record is from the annotation of a GenBank genome assembly.